CUCUUGGUUUUCUCCCGGAAGUUAAACAGCGUGCGUGUGUUUUUGUCUGAUGUCAGUGUUUCUCCCCUUUGUGUGUUAUGUUUUAAGUAUUUGAAGGGUGUUUACUUGUAUAUCGGAGCAGAUGUCCGCGCAGGGUGACUGUGAGUUUCUGGUAAAGCGCGCGCGGGAGCUCGUGCCGCAGGAUCCGUAUGCGGCGAAAGCAUGGCUCAUCACAGCGCGCACACUUUACCCUACAGACUUCAACAUACAGUAUGAGAUGUACAGCAUCGAGCGUAAUGCAGAGCGCACAGCCUCAGCCGGCAGACUACUUUACGACAUAUUUGUGAAUUUUCCGGACCAGCCAGUGGUUUGGCGUGAAAUUGCGGUGAUCACAGCUGCGUUACGAAGCGACAGUCUGGACAAACACGGCCAGUUUCUCAAAGGUGUUUUUGAGACGCUCCCUGGUCCUGUACAGUGUAAGAUGCUCUUAAAGGCCACAGAGCAAUGUUUCAACACACUGGAGAAAGCUGAGAUGUUACUGCUGUUAUUGAAGAGAUUUCCAGACUCUGUAGUUCAGCAUGGAGUCAGUCUGGGAGAGUCAUUAUUAGAGGCGGAGACUGUUGAGAACCUGGACACGCCCGUCAACUGUUUUAGAAAGUUGUUUGUGUGUGACGUUCUGCCAUUGGUUCUGAAUAACCCAGAGAUGUGCCUUCCUGUCAGUCUGUUGUAUAAAUACCUACAUAAAGCAGCCGAGUUUUAUAUAUGUUACGUCACACGGGAACCUUCAGCAGAUGGACAGAUUCAGGCUUCACAGGAAGUGGGCGGGCUUAAAUCUCCUGUGCGGGGGCGAGGUCAGCGCAACGUAAUUGACGGACUGUCAGAGAAGUCUUCGGUGGUGACGGACCCGUGGGAGCGUUUGCUGGAAAUGCUGGGAGUGGUGGGAUCGCUGUGUGAUUGGCAGGGAGAGAAAGGAGUCAGAUCGUACUCUGAGCUCCUGCAGCGCGUCACAGAGUUGUGCCGGUAUAUGUCCGCCACGGAUGUGGAAGGGUUUGCGCGGUGCUGCGGUCAGAUCGUCACCUGCUGCACGCUAGUACUGUUUUACAGCGCCGUGCAUUACGUCUCUGCAGUGCAGCCGUCACUGUUUCAGGGUCACUCGUCUCUGAGCUUGUGUCCGUGGGUUCUUUUGGAGGAUCUGUCAAGCGUUUACACUGAUGUAGAAGUGGAAAGGAAACACGCACACAAGAAACGCAAACUGGCUGACGGACGAGAGAAAACUAUGAGUUCUGAUGAUGAAGAUGUGUUGGGUAAAGGCAGAGGUCGACACAUAGUGGUGAAUAAAUCAGAGAUGCCGGGUUGGGCCGAGACUCUGGAACAUUUCCGUACGGCGAGAGAUUGCUGGGAAUUACUGCACUCACAUCAGAGCCUGGAGACAGAGUUUAUGAAGAUCUGCACCGCAUGGGGAACAGAGACGUGGCUGUGGUUCAGAAUCUUUCUCACAGAUAUGAUCAUUUAUCAGGGUCAGUAUCGGAAGGCUCUGUCCAGUCUUGCACUGAUGUCAUCUCUGCAGAUCCAGCAAAGCCAGAACUCGCCAUCAGCUCCAGCGAGCCUGGAGACGCACAGAUCUGUGAUCCAGCAAGCGUCUUGUCAUUACGCCCUGGGAGAGUUCAGGAUGGCAUGCGAGAAGCUUCUAGAAGCUGUCAGUGGUUUGAUGCCUCAGAGUCACGAGUCUGUAAGAAGCAGCGACGACCAGCGCAGGUCCCGUACCAAAACCAGAAGAGUUAAUGACUUGCGGCUCGUCCCCUGCACCAGUAAAUCCAUUCUGCCUUUCUGUCUUCAGUUGAUGCUGGCCUGUUUUAAGCUGAGGGCGUUCACAGACAACAGGGAUGAUCUGGCUCUUGGUCAUGUGAUCGUCCUCCUGCAACAUGAUUGGCCGUUGGGUGAGAAUCUUUUUCUGAAAGCCGUGGAUAAGAUCUGUCAACAGGGCAGUUUCCAGUACGAGAACUUUUUCAACUACGUUACCAACAUUGACAUGCUGGAGGAGUUUGCUUACCUACGCACAACAGAAGGAGGGCGUGUCCAGUUGGAGCUGCUGCCCAAUCAGGGCAUGCUCAUCAAGAACCCCAGCCCUGCCCUGGGGGUGGAGUUAAACACCCUGCUGCUUCCAGGGGCUCAGAAGGCUGACAGACAUCACACCGUAACUCGAGGGAUCACUAAAGGGGUCAAGGAGGAUUUUCGGCUUGCAAUGGAGCGUCAGGUGUCACGCUGCGGAGAGAACCUACUCACCGUUUUGCACAGAUUCUGCAUUAAUGAGAAGAUCAUACUUAUUCAGUCUUUACCCUGAGCGACGUGUGACCUCUGACCUGACAUUCACGAAAAUCAAAACUGUUUCACAAGUGCGACUGAAUAAAUUGUCACAUACAUACAGUAAAAAGAAACAUGAAUGCAUCAUACAGUACAUUAUGCCUCAAGUGUGUUUUUAUUUCAGGUAUUAAUUAGCACACAUUUGUUUCUGACAUACAGGUUUUCAUUAUGUACAAAUAUUGUAAAGUUACACUUUUUUAGGCAGUUUUUUUUUUGGAAAAUGUUUUGCUGGCAUCACUUAAAUCAAUAAAACAGCAAUUUUGUA
Molecule: messenger RNA, 2605 nt
Organism: Misgurnus anguillicaudatus (oriental weatherfish)
Lineage: Eukaryota; Metazoa; Chordata; Actinopteri; Cypriniformes; Cobitidae
Gene: ints10
Product: integrator complex subunit 10
Biological process (GO): snRNA processing
Cellular component (GO): integrator complex
Source: RefSeq, a predicted model, not a curated record